AUGUCUUGGGAUCUUGUUGGUGAAGAGUUCAUUGAGGCAAUUGAAGAAUUCUUUACUUCGAGGUCUCUUCUCAAGCAAACGAACCACAUGGUUAUUGUAUUAGUUCCAAAGACUAAUCAUUCUUCCUCCGUGGGGGAGUAUAGACAUAUUGCUUGUUGCAAUGUGUUUUAUAAAGUGAUCACUAAAAUUCUCUCCUCUCGUUUGAGGCCUAUACUAGGAUCAAUUGUAGAUCAAGCUCAAGCCGUAUUUGUAGAGGGUCGAAGCAUGAGGGUAGCUCCUAGAUGCCUUCUCAAAAUUGACUUGAAAAAAGCCUAUGACUCAGCAUAUUGGAAUUUCCUAAAGAAUGUGCUUGAGGGGUUGCAGUUCCCUACUACAUUCAUUGAUUGGGCAAUGGAAUGCAUUACUAGUCCUAUAUAUUCUAUAGCACUUAAUGGUAGCCUUCAUGGUUUUAUUAAAGGAAGGAAAGGUCUUCGCCAUGGUGACCCUCUUUCUCUGUUCUUGUUUGUGUUGUGUCUUAAAUAUUUUUCUAGAAUGGUGAAGGGAGCAGCCGAAAAUAGUGAGUUCAUUUUCCACCUUAAAUGUGCACCUUUAAGAAUAACUUACUUAGCAUUUGCAAAUGAUUUGAUGCUCUUUACUAUAGGGGAUUUUAUGUCGAUUGAGAUUUAG
This is a messenger RNA of Olea europaea var. sylvestris, 666 nucleotides long. RefSeq lists its product as uncharacterized. Bases 1 to 666 code for a protein of 221 amino acids. The record is from RefSeq and is a predicted model, not a curated record. The transcript is spliced from 2 exons. NCBI's taxonomy places the organism in Eukaryota, Viridiplantae, Streptophyta, Magnoliopsida, Lamiales, Oleaceae.